Leptosomus discolor (cuckoo roller) is the source of this 2462-nucleotide messenger RNA. The record is from RefSeq and is a predicted model, not a curated record. NCBI's taxonomy places the organism in Eukaryota, Metazoa, Chordata, Aves, Leptosomiformes, Leptosomidae.
UUCCCCGCAGCGGCCGACGUCCGCCAGCUCCCCGGGCCUUUCGGUGCACUUCGUGCCGCGGUUGUUCUGAGAAUAGGACUAGCGCAGCUUCACGCAGUUGUUUUUCCCUGGUUAAAGUCUGUGAUGCAUUUAAAAUCCACGGGGACUUUUUUUUUUUUCUCAUAACGUUCGUUCACAGGAUUAAGCUCUCUGUUAUUUGAUAUUUAUUUUUUCUGUACUUUAUAGAAAAAUGGAAAUCGCCACUCCUCCAACAUCGAAGUGUAUUAUAUACUGGAAAAGAAAAGUCAAGUCUGAAUACAUGCGUCUCCGGCAGCUCAAGAGGUUUCAGGCGAACAUGGGAGCUAAGGCUCUGUUUGUGGCCAACUUUGCGAAGGUUCACGAAAAGACUCAAAUUCUGAACGAAGACUGGAAGAAGCUUCGAGUCCAGCCAGUGCAACUGAUGAAGCCAGUCAGCGGGCAUCCCUUCCUGAAACAGUGCACUGUCGAGAGCAUUUUCCCGGGGUUCCCAAGCCAGACACUGUACAUGAGGACCCUGAACACGGUGGCGCUGGUGCCCAUCAUGUACUCCUGGUCCCCUCUUCAGCAGAAUUUCAUGGUGGAGGAUGAAACUGUUCUGUGCAAUAUCCCUUACAUGGGAGAUGAGGUGAAGGAAGAAGAUGAAACGUUCAUUGAAGAGCUUAUUAAUAACUAUGAUGGGAAAGUCCACGGAGAGGAAGAAAUGAUUUCGGGGUCAGUUCUUAUCAGCGAUGCCGUGUUCUUGGAGCUCGUGAACGCCCUGAAUCAGUACUCGGACGAGGAAGAGGAAGGACACAACGACUCUGAGGUUAAACAGGAGGAUGGGAAAGAGGAGCUGCCGGUCACAAGGAAGAGAAAGCGAAUUGCAGUGGAAGGUAGCAAGAAGUGUUCAAAGAAGCGGUUUCCAAACGACAUGAUUUUCACUGCCAUUUCGUCUAUGUUUCCUGAAUACGGCUUCCCGGAUGACAUGAAAGAGAGGUACCGGGAGCUGACGGAAGUGUCGGACCCGAACGUGCUGCCGCCGCAGUGCACUCCCAACAUAGACGGGCCGUGCGCGAAGUCGGUCCAGCGGGAGCAGUCCCUGCACUCCUUCCACACCCUCUUCUGCCGCCGCUGCUUCAAAUACGACUGUUUUCUGCAUCCUUUUCAUGCUACUCCUAAUGUGUACAAACGAAAGAAUAGAGAGACCAAGAUCGAGCCAGAUCCUUGCGGAGCAGACUGUUUCCUCUGGCUGGAAGGAGCCAAGGAGUUUGCUGCGCUGCACAACCCCAGGUCCAAGUGCUCGGGCCGGCGCCGCCGGAGGCACCACGCGGUGGGCGCUUCCUGCUCGAACGCCCCGGCUUCCGCCGUCACCGAGACGAGGGAGGGCGACAGUGACCGAGACACGGGCAACGAGUGGGCCUCUAGCUCCUCGGGGACCUACUUCAACAACUUCUGCUCCAUUGCCAGGCUGCUAGGAACAAAGACGUGCAAGCAGGUCUUUCAGUUUGCAGUGAAAGAAUCGCUUAUAACCAAACUGCCAACAAACGAAUUAAUGAAUCCAUCCCAGAAGAAGAAAAGGAAGCACAGGCUGUGGGCUGCGCACUGCAGGAAGAUCCAGCUGAAGAAAGAUAACUCGCCUACCCAGGUGUACAACUACCAGCCCUGUGACCACCCCGAGCAUCCCUGUGACAGCUCCUGCCCUUGCAUCAUGACUCAGAAUUUCUGUGAGAAGUUCUGCCAGUGCAACCCUGACUGUCAGAACCGCUUCCCAGGCUGCCGCUGCAAAACCCAGUGCAACACCAAGCAGUGCCCGUGCUACCUGGCCGUGCGGGAGUGCGAUCCCGACCUCUGCCUGACCUGCGGUGCGUCGGAGCACUGGGACUGCAAGGUGGUCUCCUGCAAGAACUGCAGCAUCCAGCGAGGUCUCAAAAAGCACUUGCUGCUGGCACCGUCGGAUGUCGCCGGCUGGGGGACUUUCAUCAAGGAAUCUGUGCAGAAGAACGAGUUCAUCUCCGAGUACUGUGGUGAGCUUAUCUCGCAGGAUGAGGCUGACCGCCGAGGGAAGGUCUAUGACAAGUACAUGUCCAGCUUCCUCUUCAACCUCAACAACGAUUUUGUUGUUGACGCCACCCGCAAAGGAAAUAAAAUCCGCUUUGCCAAUCACUCGGUGAACCCCAAUUGCUAUGCCAAAGUUGUGAUGGUGAACGGCGACCACCGGAUAGGGAUCUUUGCCAAGAGGGCCAUCCAGGCGGGAGAGGAGCUCUUCUUUGAUUACAGGUACAGCCAGGCAGACGCCCUGAAGUAUGUCGGCAUAGAGAGGGAGACAGAUAUCAUCUAGGCUCUGUGCGGGGUGGUCCCCAGCACACCUUGCUGCUGCACCUUGUAAGCAAUGCCAUGUUCGCUUCACGCUGACAUGACUGCUGCUGUUCCCGUUGCUGUGUGUGUCACAAGUGCUACUUUCCAUC